AUGGAGUCUAAGGGAUCCAUUUUGCUCAAGCUUCUGCUGCUGCUGCAGUAUUUGUCACUUCUCUGUGCUGCACAGGAUUUUGAUUUCUUCUACUUUGUUCAGCAGUGGCCUGGAUCAUACUGUGACACAGAGAAGAGUUGUUGCUACCCCACAAGUGGAAAGCCUGAUGCAGAUUUUGGGAUCCAUGGUCUGUGGCCUAAUUACAAUGAUGGCUCAUACCCUUCUAACUGUGAUCCUAACAACCCUUUCAACCCAUCUCAGAUAUCUGAUCUGACUAGUAGUUUGCAAAGUAAUUGGCCCACACUUGCAUGUCCAAGUGGGGAUGGGAUAACAUUCUGGAGCCAUGAAUGGAACAAACAUGGCACUUGUUCAGAGUCACUCCUCAAACAACAUGACUAUUUUGAAGCAGCUCUCAGUCUUAGACAAAAAGCCAACCUCCUCCAAGCACUUAAAACUGCAGGAAUAGAACCAAGUGGGGGAUCCUACAGCUUGAGCAGCAUAAAAGGGGCUAUAAAGGAUGCAAUUGGGUACACUCCAUUCAUUGAGUGCAAUGUGGACUCAUCUGGGAACAGCCAGUUAUACCAAGUUUACCUGUGCGUCAACACUUCUGCCUCAGACUUCAUUGAGUGCCCUGUGUUCCCCGGUGGAAAAUGUGGCUCAGACAUUCAGUUCCCAUCUUUUUAG
Messenger RNA from Sphenostylis stenocarpa, 684 nucleotides. NCBI's taxonomy places the organism in Eukaryota, Viridiplantae, Streptophyta, Magnoliopsida, Fabales, Fabaceae. The record is from the annotation of a GenBank genome assembly.